Messenger RNA from Linum trigynum, 2331 nucleotides. NCBI's taxonomy places the organism in Eukaryota, Viridiplantae, Streptophyta, Magnoliopsida, Malpighiales, Linaceae. The record is from the annotation of a GenBank genome assembly.
GUGAAGAACGUGUGUCACCUUAUACGUGAGAAAGGCUACCGUCUCAACUGGCCAACGUGUGUCACCUUAUGCGCGACCGCAGGAAACAUUGUGAUUUCCACAAAGAAACAGGCCACCUGACGGAGGAUUUCUUCAACCUUCGACUUGAAUCGAGGCGUUCAUCCGAAGAGGGUACUUGGCCGAAUAUUUCAGCAGGAAAUAAGAGCGGAAGGAACACGAAUCGAUACCGCCACCGCCACAAAUCGACUAAAAUGAAAACACCGGCUCAUACGUCGUGCACAAAGAAAUAGGUGUUAUGACGAUCGAGGGGGACAGACCGAAGAAGAAGACAAAGAGCGACCGUGCAUUGGAAUGCGCGGCAAUUAAUACCACCCCCAAAUGCGACAUGAGUUUUGACGACUCAGAAUUCCCUCAGGUAAUCCCAUCAGAGGAUCCACUCACCAUAACCGCUUUGGUGGCCGCGUGCAAAAUUCACCGCAUGCUGAUAGAUGGGGGGAGCGUCGUGAACAUCUUGUUCAAGCACACCCUAUACCAAAUGGACAUCGAUCCACGUAUGAUCAAACAUGCACAGGGAAAUUUUGUGGAAUUUUCCGGCGCGCGAGUGGCAGUAAUAGGAGCGAUCACCCUACUAGUCAUAGUCGGAGACUAAGAAUCGCUCAUUUAAAAAUAGGUCGAGUUCACUAUCGUCGAUUGCGACUCGCCCCAUAAAGGCAUUCUGGACCGCCCGUUCUUGGCCAAAUUCACGGCCCUACGAUGCACUUGCCAUCAGAAACUCAAAUUUCUUACCAAGGCAGGUACCGGGGAAUCAAGAGGGCUACCCUAGAAUACAACGCAACCUACCCGCCAAACCAAUAUAAUUGACACUCGAGCGGAGGAGCCGCACCUAGAAUCAAUUGAUUCGGAUUUUGAAGUCGCACUGGAUCCAAAGGAACCAGCCAGAAAAGUACGCAUUUCAACUCAUAUCCACAAUGACAUGGUCGAACCAACGGUACAGCUGCUGCUGGAAUAUAAAGAGUUGUUUGCUUGGUGCACUGAAGAUAUAUCAGGGUGCCAAGGCAUGUGGCGCGACAUACUCUCGCGGUGCCAAUUAACGCUGAACCACGACAACAAGCAUGUCGUAGCUUCAAGGGUGAGAAGCUAAAGGCCAUCGAAGAAGAGGUUGCACACAUCCUUGCCGCGAGACUGAUACAAGAGGUGAAAUACCUGACAUGGCUAGCUAAUGUCGUGUUGGUGAAGAAGUCCUCCAGAGCAUGGAGAAUGUGCGUCGACUAUAUGACAAUCAACAAGGUAUGCCCGGGAGACCCUUACCCCCUAUCAUGCAUCGACCAACUCAUCGACGUCAUUUCCGACCAUGAGAAACUAUGCUUUUUGGACAUGCUCUCGGGAUACCACCAAAUCCUGAUGAACCGUGAAUAAGAAGAGAAAACAUCUUUUAUGACGUCAUUGGCAACUUCUACUUUGUGGGCAUGCCCUUCGGGCUAAAAAAACGCGGGUGUCACAUAUCAACAAAUGAUUGACUUAGUGUUCUCACGUCAAAUCGGAAGAAACAUCGAGGCCUACAUCAACGACCUCAUUGUUAAAAACAAGGAAGGACGCUCGCAUUUGGAGGAUCUCCGCGAAACAUUCGAGACACUCCGCCAACAUGGCCUUCAUUUUAACCCCCUUAAGUGUGUAUUCGGCGCUGAGGCAAGAAAAUUCAUGGGUUUCAUGAUAACCAAGUGCGGCAUCGAAGUGGAUGCCAAGCAAAUGACGGCAGCUCAACAGAAACCUAUGCCCAGGAACACAACGGAGAUACAAUAUCUGAAUGGGAAGCUAGCCGCGCUUGGAAGGUUCAUAUCGAGGUCAGCUGACAAGUGCGCUGCUUUCUUCCAAACUCUGAAAACGGCACCCAAUUCGCAUGGACACUAGAGUGUGGAGCCGCAUUCAAUGAGCUCAAUUAGAAUCUUGUAUCCCCUCCUGUAUUAACCGCACCUAAGCUUAAUGAAAAGUUGUUCUUGUACUUGGCUGUAUCGACCAGAGAUGUGAGCGCAGUGUUAAUAUCUAGAAGAGAGGUUCAAAUGAAACAACCAAUAUACUACACAUCUCGAACGGUGCUGAGCGCAGAAACAAGAUACUCAUCGAUAGUAAAGGCCGCCCUCGCCUUAGUAAGUGCGCCACAAAAGCUACGACCUUACUUUCAAGCACACUCGAUCAUUGUCCUAACAAAUCUCCCACUAAAGAAAAUCCUGAGCUCAAUGGAAGUCUCAGGGCGGAUGGUCAAGUGGGUAGACGAGUUAUCGGAAUACGAUAUCUAAUACGCGCCAAGAUCAGCAAUAAAGGCGCAAAUACUGG